AUGGCUGUUGAGCUGCCACCUGGACUUCUUGAUAUCCCGACCGCAAAGUCCAUGAAUAGGGGCACAGUCAAUGUCAUUGGACUAGUGGUGGACUCGUUGCCACCGAAGAGGUCUGGAGGAUCGUCUUUUGUCACCACCUUCACCCUGAAGACAUCGGAUUUCGCCAGCGACUAUUGGUAUGGAUUGAAGAUCAGGUAUUUUCACGACAAGCAGGAGUUCCUCCCUGUCCCUAAAGUUGGCGAAAUAGCCCUUCUACGGAAUCUCAGUCUCAGUCAAUUCAAUGGCGCAACCAUUGGGCUUUCGAGCAGCCAAAGCCCGGCCCCUUGGAUAGUAUUCGAACAAGACUCAAGGCAGGGAUCAGGGCUGUCCACAAGAUGCUCUCCCAGCAAUAAGGUGCCAUCGCCUGCUGAAGCCGCAUAUGCUCGGUAUCUGCUUACCCUCUACGCCGAAGGAAGGCCAACGGCCAUAGCGGCCACCUCGUCUCCCUGUAUCAACGUCAGGGGCACAGUGUCAACGCCAGGUCGGCGCCACUCGAGUCUCGCCAAACCUGACAAGUUCAAGCUAGUCAAGGAUGUGGAUUAUCACAGCUUCGUGGAUAUUGUUGGCCAAGCUGUGAAGACCUUUUCAGAGUAUGAGAAAUUCAUUAUUUAUGUGACAGACUAUACCCGGAACGACAAUCUGUUCGACUACUCUCUGUCUAACGGUGAUGGUCGAGAUGGCGAUGAGUUCAGCUACACUUCUCAUACAAAAAGACAAUGGCGCGGCCCGUAUGGGCGAAUGACACUCCAGGUUACUCUAUGGGAGCCGCACUCUGGUUUUGCGCGAAACAACGUCAAAGAAGACGAUUAUGUUCUACUAAGGAACGUCCACAUUAAACUGGGUCGUAGUAGCGGGGUGAUGGAGGGUGCACUUCAUACAGACCGCCAGUUUCCUAGCAAAAUUGAUGUUAGUCUUAUUGAUGGUAGCGAGCCAGACGAACGUGUCAAGAAGCUAGUACAACGCAAGUUAGAGUACUGGAAACAGUUGAAGCGUAGUCUGGCAAAAGAGGGUAAACAUCAGCUACCAGACGGCGAAGAUACAGGCAGGAAGUCGAAGAAAAAUAAAGGGCAUACGAAAAAUAACAAGCCGCAGACCGGCAACCACCGGACAGAAAACAUUAAACCCUCCGUUCGCCCAAAGCGGGAUGAAUUGAACCCCCAUAUCCGUUCAAACUACCUUGCAACGCCUACCAGGACCAUCCAACAAAUCCUCGAGAACGAAACACAUUGGAAUACGGGCCCCGAAGGGAUAGAGUACCAGCUGCCGUUCCAAAAUCUCAAAUACCGAGCAUCGGUACGAGUAGUGGACUUUUUUCCCCCGAACCUAGAAGAUUUCGCGGUUGCAUAUAAUUCCGAAUAUGACAUGCUUGACGAUGCCCCUGAGAGCUCUGACCUGUCCGACAGUGGUGGCGAUUUCACCGACCGCCGAAGACGAUGGGAAUGGAGAUUCUGCCUACUGGUUGAGGAUGCGGGCCCUGGCAUCCUCCACGCUCCAGGUCGAAAGCGAGAGCGAUUAAAACUCUUUGUCACUGGUCCUGACGCAGUUUUUUUACUGUCCAUUGAUGCCGUCAACCUCCGCAAAAACCCUAGGGUUCUUGCUGAACUACGCGAGAAGCUCUUCAUCCUAUGGGGCGACUUGGAAGAGCGCAAGACAUCAAACCCUGAAGCAUUCAAUUCCAAUGACAACUCGUCUAUCAACGCCAAACCGUUCGCUUGUUGUAUAAAAGAAUACGGUGUACGCGUGGCUUCUAGAUCCGAACUUGGAGGCAAUGGAGCCGGCGAAGAAUCGUCAUCAAAAGGGUUUGGUUGGGAGAGACGGUUUCGUAUGUUUGACACGCGGAUCAUGUAA
Uncinocarpus reesii 1704 is the source of this 1887-nucleotide messenger RNA. RefSeq lists its product as uncharacterized. The transcript has 4 exons. Gene Ontology annotation, cellular component: nuclear telomere cap complex; chromosome, telomeric region. Bases 1 to 1887 code for a protein of 628 amino acids. The record is from RefSeq and is a predicted model, not a curated record. Gene Ontology annotation, biological process: telomere capping; regulation of telomere maintenance via telomerase. Lineage: Eukaryota; Fungi; Ascomycota; Eurotiomycetes; Onygenales; Onygenaceae. Gene Ontology annotation, molecular function: telomerase inhibitor activity; G-rich strand telomeric DNA binding.